AUGGUGUGGAGAGUGGUCUGGUGUUCGGUCUCUCGCUGACCAAGUGCCUGGAGAACGAGAGAAGCCGCAGCAGGGAGGCUGCAGAGAGAGCCGCAGCCGCAGCCGUGGCCGCAGCCGCCACCUCAGCGGCCAUGGCUGCGGCGGAGGAGGGAGAGCCGCCCCUCAGCCGCAAGUCCUCACAGGCUGGAUCUCACGCUUCCUUCUCCUCCCUCCUGGAAGGAACCAAGCAGUCAACGACAGGGUCUCUGGAAUCACUUAACCUGGAGAGGAAGCGACCGAGCCUUGUGGGCGGGGACCUGCUUCCUCCAGGACCACCCACUCCAGACCUUCUAAUGGUGGAGCCCAACCCACAGAUCCCCGGCCUGGUCAACAUGUGCUUCAAACACCUCGAAACCAAUGGCAUGCAUACCCUUGGCAUCUUCAGAGUAUCCUCUUCCAAGAAGAGGGUCAGGCAGCUGCGAGAGGAGUUCGACAGUGGCCGGGAGGUGUGGCUCAACGAGGACCACUGUCCACAUGACGUGGCAACCUUACUGAAGGAAUUCUUCAGGGACCUUCCGGAGCCCCUACUGACAAGGGAGCUUUAUGAGCCCUUCAUUAAGACACAAAAGAUCCGGAACCGCAAGUUACAGUUCGAGGCGCUACAGCACUUAAUACAGCUCAUGCCAGCAGCCAACCGUGAUACUCUUUACUCUCUUCUAAACUUCUUGGCGACUGUUGCUGAGAAUGCAGCCGACCAGCAGACUAGUACUGGAGAAAUUAUACAAGGGAACAAAAUGGACAGUAGUAAUUUGGCCACCCUCUUUGCCCCAAACAUACUUCACGCUGUUAAACCUGGCACAGAGUCCAUGUCCACCACAGAGAUGGCCAUACAUGCUGAAGAGCGAAUAGAAGUCAUCAAUGUUGUCAGGACUAUGAUUGAUCACAACAAAGAGCUCUUUGAGGUGUCAGCUGAGCUUCUUGAUGAAACCUAUCAACACCUGAUGGACACACAUCCUGAAGCCUUGGAUAUUCUAUUGCGGCGACGCUUUACAGGCCCUGAUGAUCGUGGCCAGCACCUCCAGGAGCUGUUAGCAAGCUUAUUGGCACCUCAUCGGCCUCAGAGCUGUCCCUCUACUGUGCAGGACCUGGAGGUGGACACAAGCAGCAGUGUGUUCGAGGGCAGUGAGUGUUCAUCGUCACUGCCUCGCUCUCCAACUGACGCCACUCACCACCAUGACUUUGAUCGGUCAGUUAUAUGGUUGCGCAUGAGCAUGGAGGAGAAUGAGGGUCUACAAAUGCGACGGCGAGAGGAAGUGGUCCAUGAGGGAGCUGCUGUCGUUGUUGUUGAGCAGUCCAGUAGAAGACAGCGCACUGAUGAAGAGGAGGAUGGCAGGGGUGCCUGGCAUGACAAGGCUCUCGGGGAGGCACCUGCAACUUCGGGCAGCGAGGAGCGAGGCUGGUUCAGAAAACGUGAUAAGAGCUCUUCACGUGAGCGGGACCGCACUAGUGAAGAGCGCCAAUCAGAAAAAUCUCGGUGGUUCAGGAAGAGAGAUAAGAGUUCACCUCGAGGCUCUGAAGACAGGAAUGUCCGACGUGAAGAGUGUGAGCGGCGACAGCGCGAAAAGGCAAAAAGCAGAGAAGCUUUAGCUACAGUAGCUGAUAGAAGACGAGAAGGGGACACAUUAGGAAAAGGUGGAAUAGUAUCAGUGGAGAAAGGGGAGAAAGUGGGGCCAGGAGUGUCAAGGGAGGGGGAAGAUGACUGGGUGGAACACUGCACAAAUGAACACACAAGUACUCAGGAACAAUUACGUGUUCCUGAACCCACAGUGCGCAGGUUAUCAUCGCCAGAAAUUGACAAUUCUGGAGUGAUAACUGCUUCUUUAUGUAUCCCAGUUCCCUUAGGUCAAGGGGGUCCUUUAUCCUUCACACAAGACACUGAAAUUCCAUAUAUUGAAGAUGAAGACAAAAAAAAUCGCCAUAGAUCUUCUCCAUAUAAAGCGAGUAGAUCUCCACGUAGCGACGUAACUCGUCAACGAUCGGGCAGCAGUGACUCUUACCUUGGGCAGCCCAUCACUGGCACUAUGAGCUUCCAGCCUCUCACCAAGAAGAGCGGGGAUAAACAGAGCCAUGACUCUGUGCUUUCAUCAUCCUCUGCUGAUGUAUUCACGUUGUCACCAUCUCCUCGUAACACUCCACUUUCUGAUCUUUAUGCUUCAGGCACAUCGUCUCCACUAAGUAGACCAGGCUCACCCCCUCAUUGGCUCAGUCCAGAUUCUGGAACACCAGGUCUCUCCCCUCCAAACUCUCCACCUCUACAACCAAAACGUAGAGGUGAUAUGCGGAACAAUCCUCUCUCACAUUCAGUCACUCAUACCUUUGGCUCAAAACCUCCAGCCACACCAUCAAAAACCAAAAUUUCCCCAGUGGUUGCUUCACAAGGUCUUUUUCCAAUAGGACGCUCUAAAACAGCAGACAGCAUUAAAGUGGAACUUAGCCAGAGCGUCACAAGAGUUAUCAGCCCUGAUUCUGGUGAAAGUGGGGCAGGUAGUCGGCGGAGUAGUCGAGGGGAAGAGGCAUCUCGUGAGAGCAGGGCACAAAAAGAGCCUGGAGGUCGUCGCUACAUUCGCCGAAGAUAUACAGGAGAGCGUCACGUGACUGGUCAUCUGCCUGACCUGAGUAGUGCAACUGCGAUUGAUGCUCAACCUUCUGGGGAAGGUCAGACUCAGCUCUGGAAGCGUUGGGAAAUCAUUGCAUCUGACCCAACAGAGCCAGAAACAUUUGUAUAGCCAUGGUGAAUCCCUAUGGCUUGUAGAGGUACAUAAAACUCACAGGUAAUGCAUCACUGCCUAUGCCACCCAUAGAUAUUACUCAGCUGAUGAAUCCUCAUUACCAUCUAGUCAUAUAUGAGUACAUUUUCCAGGGUGAUGGCGAGAUAAAUCUUUGCAGAAAAAAAUGGAAAAUGCACAUGGGGAAACAAAACAUAUAGAAUUACCAAUAUUCUACACAUAAUGUGCAGAACUUCCAGUGUUCUACACAUAACAGACAUCCAGGAACUGAUCUAGUCAUAAAUUUAGUGUGUGGAAAGUGAGUGUUGGCAGACUCUCAUGCAAAUCAUACUACUAGUAACAUCUGUGAGGGUCAGUGUAUAUACUGUAUGUGAGGAUAUUGUAGCCAUGUGCAGAUACAGUACUAUAUAUGUGCAAAUACUGUACUUAUGUGCCUACACUGUACUGCAGUGCACUUACUGUAAUUGUGUAAAAGUUUAAUAUUACAUUGUGAGAAGUGUCAAGUGACAUUAAUUGUCAGCUGUGAUGUUUGUCAAGAAAGUUGUCAAGUAUGUAAGUAACUUUUGUGAGAACUUUUAUAUAAAACAAAUGUACAAUACAAAGAACAAUAAUAUAUUUCUGAUGGUAA
Cherax quadricarinatus is the source of this 3393-nucleotide messenger RNA. It is a transcript of the gene RhoGAP102A, whose product is annotated as Rho GTPase activating protein at 102A. Gene Ontology annotation, biological process: signal transduction. The record is from RefSeq and is a predicted model, not a curated record. Lineage: Eukaryota; Metazoa; Arthropoda; Malacostraca; Decapoda; Parastacidae.